Molecule: messenger RNA, 1510 nt
Organism: Hypoxylon trugodes
Lineage: Eukaryota; Fungi; Ascomycota; Sordariomycetes; Xylariales; Hypoxylaceae
Product: pyrroline-5-carboxylate reductase
Exons: 2
Coding region: 429-1397 (322 amino acids)
Biological process (GO): L-proline biosynthetic process
Molecular function (GO): pyrroline-5-carboxylate reductase activity
Source: RefSeq, a predicted model, not a curated record
GCUUUCUCUUCCCGCAUCGAAGCGGUUCUUCUUCGUGUACUUCUUCUCCUUCUCCUUCUCCUUAUCCCUAUUAUUGAACCCUUUGCUUAUUUAUUGGAGUGGAAUGUGACAGGUGUCCUAUGAUGUGGUGGAACGUGGUUAAUAUAUCUAAUUUCCAUCUGAUUUGAUCUUAUUUAUUUUUGAAUCGUGAUUCUGUGCCUUUUUCUAGAACAUAUUUCUUUUUUUUCCUACUCUUCCAAGCUUGGGCCUCACCCUGUCAGUCCCCUUGUUCGUCAGGUUUUUUUCAACCGAAGCACGAGAGCAAAUUCGAAUAUAAAUACCUAGAUUUCUAGUUGGAUACAAGAGAACCAUCGAUCAUCUUUUAAUUCGGCUUAUUAGCCACAGAAAGACUCAAAUAUUCGUUAUACGUACAACACAAUACCGACAAGAUGUUGGCACUUACACAUCAUGAACACAACGCGCCCGAGCUCACCUUGGCAGUUCUUGGCUGCGGUACCAUGGGUAUAGCGAUCCUCUCAGGGAUCUUAACCUCGCUGCAAGAAAUGUCCGGGCCGCGUCCCCUACAAACCCCCUCAGGUCGCUCAACACCCGCCGACGAAGUCCCGUCCCGUCUCCCCUCGCGCUUCAUCGCAUGCGUACGCCGUCCCGAGUCCGCCAAGCGAGUGAAACAAGCCCUCUGGGAACACAGCUCCUCCGUAAAAGUAGUACAAAAGGAGAACGUAUCCGCGGUCAUGAAAUCCGAAGUCAUCAUCCUAGCAUGCAAGCCAUACAUGGUCGAGGACCUGCUUAACGAGCCAGGUAUGUCCAAGGCAUUGCACGGGAAGCUUCUCAUCAGCAUAUGCGCCGGCAUCACCGUGCCGCAGAUCGAAAAGAUCCUACACGGCGCUGUGCCUGAGAAGGACCCCGAAGUCGACGGACGAUGCAGGAUCGUGAGAGCGCUUCCCAACACGGCGAGUAUGGUUCGCCAGGGCAUGACGGUUGUCGCGAAUAGUAAUCCACCCUUGCCCCCUCAGACCUCGAGUCUCGUGACUUGGAUCUUCAAGCGCAUUGGCGACGUCAUUUACCUCCCUGCUGAGAACAUGGAUGCUUCGACCGCACUCGCUGGGUCCGGCCCAGCUUUCUUUUCUCUCGUCCUUGAGGCUGCUGUUGAUGGUGCCGUGGCUCUCGGUGUUCCGCGAGCAGAAGCCCAAAGAAUGGCUGCCCAAUCCAUGAAAGGUGCUGCUGCUUUAGUAGCUAGUGGAGACCACCCUGCCCUGCUUCGUGAUAGGAUCAGUACGCCGGGCGGUUGCACUAUUGAGGGUCUCCUAGUUCUCGAGGAGGGACGAGUACGAAGCACUGUCGCCAAGGCCGUAAAAGAAGCUGCUCAUGUUGCUAGUCAGCUUGGUAAGGGCAUCUAGAUUAGAACGUGGUGUGAGCAAAAAGGGGGUCCGUUUUUCAUGUGCAUAUGGGGUGGAGUUUGAGGCGUCUUAAUCAUAGAUAGGACGUUAAUUGAGAUUAUCAACACAACGAU